UUGGGCCGGUUGAAAGGGCAGCUGGCCGGCGUUAAAAUAGGAAACUUGAGUAGGAAAGCUUCUGCUUAUACGGAGGUAUAUUCAACAUUCCAUAUUAUCAUCAACAAUGGCAGGCAAAUCGCCCUUCGACCUUCCUUUCGAUGAGCUCCCAAACCCGAAGCAGGUGUGGGUUGGAAGCCCUGGCAGCUACGAAGAAGGACUGGGAAAGCUGGCGAUUUUGACCCCUGAAAUCGUGGCCAGGGCAGCCGCAAGUGAGAUUCGAACUGGUCGUCGCGUUACCAUGGGCUGGGACUUGACCAAGUUGGACUUUCCGAAUCUGAAUCGCCAGCCAUGUCAGCAUAAAAUCGUGCCUCUCUUGGGUGGCAUCGCCUUUGAUGACAUCUAUACCAUGAACCCCCAGCAAAGUAGUCAAUGGGACGGCCUUCGUCAUUUCUCGCAGACCGUCCCGGGUCAACCUGAGCGUGUUUUCUACGGAGGCACGACCGCCGACGAGAUCAAUGACCGUCACAACGAUCGCAUAGGCAUGCAGCACUGGGCGCGCGAAGGAAUCGCAGGGCGUGGAGUGCUGAUCGACUACGCAACGUGGGCGGAGAAAAAGGGAAUCGAGUACAGCACGUUUUCGACGCAUCAAGUCCGAUUGUCCGACAUCCUGGAAAUUGCCGAGGAGUCCGGCAUCGUCUUCCAGCGAGGCGACAUCCUCUUCGUCCGGGUCGGCGUGACCAAAGAGUGGGAUACUGUGAUGACCGCGCAGCAGAAGCAAAAGUACUCGCAGGAUCCCAGUCCCGAGCAUGCAGGCGUCGAAGCAACCACCGACGUGCUGCGAUGGCUCUGGGAUUCGGGGUUUGCCGCCAUCGCUAGUGACACGCUCAGCUGGGAGGUCUAUCCUCCGCAGUCGGAUGUAUUCCUGCACGAAUAUGUGCUUGCUGGAUGGGGAAUGCCAAUCGGCGAACUAUUUGAUUUGGAAGCCCUGACUCGAGUCUGUCAGGAACUUCAGCGAUGGACGUUCUUCGUGGCGUCGGUGCCCUUGAACAUGCCCGGGGGAGUCUCGUCGCCGCCAAAUAUCAUGGCCAUUUUCUAGUCGCAGCGUAGUCAGGCCAUAA
Molecule: messenger RNA, 1100 nt
Organism: Aspergillus steynii IBT 23096
Lineage: Eukaryota; Fungi; Ascomycota; Eurotiomycetes; Eurotiales; Aspergillaceae
Exons: 5
Coding region: 107-1078 (323 amino acids)
Molecular function (GO): arylformamidase activity
Source: RefSeq, a predicted model, not a curated record